AUGGUUCUUCAACUGUUUUUAGCUCUUCUCUCUCUGUCCUUCUUUGUUUCUGCGGCAGUUUGCCGGAUUCCGCCGACUCCGGCCAACAUAAAAUCAUGGUGCAGUAAGACACCACACCCAAAGCCCUGUGAGUUCUUCCUUACCCAUAACCCUAAAUAUGGCCUUCCAAUCAAGCAAAAAUCUGAUUUUCUCAAGGUUUCCAAGCAAUUAGCCCUAGACCGGGCCAUGCAUGCUCAGUCUCACACUUAUAGUCUUGGCUCAAAGUGUCGUAAUGAGCGUGAAAAGGCUGCAUGGGCUGAUUGCCUCGAGCUUUACGAAUCGACCAUAGAAAAGCUCAACAAAACAAUGGAUCCCAAGACUAAAUGUAGCCAGACUGAUGUCCAAACAUGGCUCAGCACGGCUUUAACCAACCUCGAGACGUGCCGAACCGGGUUCAUGGACCUCGGUGUUACAGACUAUGUAAUGCCCUUAAUGUCAAACAAUGUCUCAGCUUUGAUAAGCAACACUUUGGCCAUUAACAAAGGGAAAAAUGGGAAUGGUGUGCCGAGUUACAAAGAAAAGUUUCCGAGUUGGGUCUCGCCCGGUGACCGGAAACUGUUGCAGUCUCGGUCUCCGGCAACUCGGGCCAACAUUGUGGUGGCCCAAGAUGGAUCGGGGAACUAUAAGACGAUAACUCAAGCCGUCGCUGCGGCCAAAAAAAGGAAGGGCAGUGGGAGGUUUGUGAUAUAUGUGAAGGCAGGGACUUACAAGGAGAAUGUUGAUUUUGGAAGCAUGAAGAACAUCAUGUUGACCGGUGAUGGCAUCGGAAAGACUAUAAUCACCGGCAGCAGAAGUGUUGACGGUGGUUCUACCACUUACAAGUCUGCCACCGUUGGUGGUGGGGAGGAUUAG
Molecule: messenger RNA, 891 nt
Organism: Ilex paraguariensis (yerba mate)
Lineage: Eukaryota; Viridiplantae; Streptophyta; Magnoliopsida; Aquifoliales; Aquifoliaceae
Source: the annotation of a GenBank genome assembly